AAGCAGAGGGUGAACAGGGGGAGAGAGAGAGAGAGAGAGAGAGAGAGUGUGUGUGUGUGUGUGUGUGUGUGUGUGUGUGUGUGUGUGUUUGUGUGUGAAAUAGAGACUGGAUGGACUCCUCUAUUCAUCUGGCACUCCACAGGCGUUCAUUCAUUUAUUUAAGCCCGACCGACGACAGCAUGCCAAGCGCAGACUCCAGCGGCAGAGCUCGGAACAGACUUCCCAACAGAGGACAGGAGUGAGACGUCCUCCGUCGCACCAGCCCGAUCGCGCUCUCACCUGCGCAACAUCCGUGCGGGACCCGACUUUUGGCGCCCUCCGGGACGCCACCGACACCCAGGACCCAAUGCUAAGGAACUCGCCGUAUAUGGGCCCAAAGCACCGUGAGGCCCCAGGGAUGGCGUGCAGCGCGUGUUACUAUCUGGUUAUCAGCUCCACACACCUGAGCAAAGGACACUUUCGGCGCGUCAAGGGGGUCUUCAGAGGACCGCUGUGUCCAACCGCAACCAGUGAUUCACCGGAGCGUGCAGAGAGGGCUUUGGGCUGCUCAGUGGAGGAUCUGAAGGCUCUUUUCUACUGUGAGCUGUGUCACAAGCAGUACCUCAGACACCAGGAGUUUGACAACCACAUCAACUCCUACGACCAUGCACACAAACAGAGACUGAAGGAACUCAAGCACAGGGAGUUUGCUCGUAACGUGGCCUCAAAAUCAUGGAAGGACCAGCGCAAACAGGAGAAGGCUCUCAGACGCCUGCACCAGCUCGCACAGCUGCAACAGGAUACUCAGCAAGUCCCUGGAAGAACUUAUGGACUAAGAAGUGUAGUCAGGGCUGUGAGCCAGCAGCAAGAUAGAGAUGUGGACCAAAGAGACCACAGCCCUGAGGACAAACCUGAACCCUUCAACCACACCCAGAGACCCCCUUACACACAACCCAGGACAGCUCCUCUCAGCCACCAGUCAGGGGAUCCAUGCCAAUUUCCUUCCCAAAUACCGGUGGCCACUGCUCUAGCAGAGUCCCCACUAAUCACACAUAUGGGAUCCGAUACAGACCCUCCUGCAGUGAAGCCACAGUCUUGUCUGGGCUUGUUUCCCCAGCUGCCUCUCCCUGGGCGGGGGAGAGUGGGAGGCAGGCUUGGGGUGUCCUUCUGCUUCUCACGCAGGGGGCCCAGGCUUGAGCCUUCCGCCUCCGUCUUCUCAGACCUGGAGGAGGAGGAGAGAGAGAAGAGGGAACAAAUGAAAGAAAGGAUAAAGGGAAUAAUAGAAGAUAUUGACGGGGAAAUUGGGGCAGCAGAUGAGAGGAAACACAGUGAGGGUGAAAAGCAUAAGUCCAACUCUGACAGUGUUGGACUGAGUGACAUGGGGCCAAUCCCCAGAGAGGCUGCCAGAGAAGAGGAGGAGAUUGAAAAAAACUCUCCUAUUUCCACAGCAGUACCUGAUAAUCUGAGCCACGGUUCAUUGUUCUUGCCAUCACAGACCCAGGUGACCAUAUGGGGCACAGCACUAGCAGGGGCACACAUGGACACUGAACACACAGAUAGUGAGACAGAGAGAAAGCAAGAAACAGAGGGGGGGAGGGAGGAAAGUCAAUAUAUGUGUGUGCUGGGGAAAGAUAGCUCUACCUGUCUAAGAUGGCCUGUCAAUUUGCUUAAGUUCACCAAGUCUCAACCACACAUCUGCUACAGCUGCAACCCACUCUGCUUGAACCCCCGACCAGAGCAGCUCACAGAGGAUCUGCAGCAGUCACAACAAAAUCAGUUGUGUGCUCUCUCAGAUGAAUCAAAUCCACGUGUGCCAGCUAUUCUUAAACCAGACUCUCAUUCCUGUUUACAAAGACAGACAAGACAAGAGCUGAGAGCAGACAGACGGGAAAAAGAGGAGAAUUUCAAGGCAGAGCAACAUAUCGAUGUGGAGACAGAAGCACACCUGUUCCUAAAGAACAAAAACCUUUCAUCAUCAGAAACAAGACCAGAAAGAGGAAUAUGCACGCAAAGUAUGGAGAAUUGUGUGAGGGCAGCCUCCCAUCCAUUUGACCCUGCUCAUAAUGACAGCUCUGACACAAACUCCCAGAAUCCUCUGGGAGGCAGAUUAGGGGGUGCGAAAGGGAUCAGGGAGAGAGCCAUCACAGCCCUGAGCUGUAAAUCAGAGUCUGUCAUCCAGCCUGGCACACAGGGGAUGUGCAUCAGCCCAUCCAGGUGUGAGUGUGGGAGUGAGACAAUGUGCAAGUGUGCCAGCGUUCCACAGCCGUACGUGGGUGUCUCAGAAGUGUCACGCAAAAAGAGGAAAGCCAGCACAAAGAAACACAAGCUGGGAAAGAGGAAGAGGGGUGAGAAGGAAAAAGCUUCAAACAAGCGGCAAUCAGCAAGGUGCAAAGUAAGGAGUGUUGUCUCUACAGUCUCCACUGGCAGAGAGAGGAGAGGAGAAGCUGUAGGGAGCUGGGGGAAGAAAAGGAGGCAAAGGGAGAUGGGGGAGACGACGAUGAGGAGGAGGAGGGUGCGGAGGGCAGGGAGCAGCUGUCUCCUGGGGAGAUGUGAGGCUGAGCCAGUAUCUGUCUCUGUCAGGAAGAGGAGGCCUCACAGGAGCCACAGCACUGAAUCCCAGUCACAGCCAGACAGAGAGCAGGCAGAGCACUGCAGUGUCUACUCCCAGCUCACCAGACACAAAGCAGACAGAGACACCAAGGGGGAGGGAAAGCGAGACGAAGAUGCAGUGACUUUUCCCUGGCGGUCUCACUUCUCCUUACACUCCUUCUCACCAGGAUGUAACUCAAAGCUGUUUUGGGAAAGGGGUCACCAUAGCAACCCCAGGAGUUUCAUUGACUGCUGUUACCCUGACAACAGCUGUGGUAGCAGCCCGGCGAGAAAGAGAAAACUCCUCCACAGGGACAGGAAAUUCAUUCAUAGUAAGAGGAAGAGUUUGAGGCAUCAUGAAGUCUGGGAGGAGACAGAGAGGGGCAGAAAAAUGGGAGGGCGUUCAGGUUGCAGAGACGGGGGCAUGAUUUUAGAUACAGAACAGUGGGAGUGGAUGAGAGGGAGCUGUCCUGGAGGUAGUGAGGAGGGCAGGUCAAGGGCUGGGUGGAGAUCGAGAAACAGAGCAGUGGAGUGGGAUCGGGUGGCAAGGUUUAGCCCCAGUCCUAGCAGCUGGGGCAGGAGAAGCAGACAUCUCAGCACAGAAGAUGUAGACUGGGACAGGUGCAGUGUGGACAGAUGGACAUGGGGCAGCAGCGACAGCUGGGAAGACAGGGGGACACACAGAUCUACGUCAGGCUCCAGGACAGGGGCAGACAGCAGAGACAGCCCGGGCUAUGUGUGGAAAUGUGCAGGCACCAGACGCUCAAGCUCGAGACGCUUCUCCAGCCCUGAGUGGUGGACAAGUAGGCAGACAUACAGCCCCCAGAGUGUGAUCAACCCACGGGCUAGCAGAUGCCACAGCCCGCGCUCCUGCAGCCCCUGCAGCAGCACCAGCAUGUCCGAGUUAAGUUGGGAGUGGAGCAGGAGCAGUACCUGCUCAGGAGUCACAGUGGAUGGGUUGACAGUAAGCUCCUGCAAGAUGUCCUCAGGAGCUUCAGGACUUUCAUCCGAGGCCCCUCAGGAGGCAAAGAAGCAGAGCAGCCCCACGUCCACUUCAUCCGGCCUUACCUCUAGUUCCUUCUCCCAUUCCUCACCCCACAGAUCCUCUUUUGCUCCCACAGUCCCAGGCCUCAACACGCACCAUUGUGACACGAGUCCUUCUCAGCUAAAGGAGCCCAAUUCACAGUCUGACCUUGGCUAUGGACCCUCUGCCCCUGACAUAACAAUCAGGUCAGGCACAACUCCUCCAGGACUAUCCCCCAAUAAGUCUCUGCCACCGAAACCAGGCAAGGUGUUGCUUCUCCCACUCAUAGGGAAACUACCUGCAAUCCAGAGAAAGGCUAGGAGGAAAAAAAGGCUGCUGGAGAAGAGUCAGGAGAAGGAGGGAGAAGAGGAAGAGGAGGCUAAGGGCAGUGGACUGGAUCCUGGAGCAGUCGUCAACAGUCAAAAAUGUCCUCUGGACAUGGUUGAACCACACCCCAGCAGCAUGCCAAAUCUCUGCCGGUCGCGGAUUAGGACUGAUGACAAACAGACAGGUGGAGAGACAGCUCCGCCAAUCAGCUUUACUGCUGAGGAGAUGGACAAAUAUCGCCUCCUGCAAGAACAGGCGAGAGAGCACAUGCAGAAAGUCCUGGAACAGGCGCAAGAGAGUGUGGAUACACACACAGAGACAAACUACACACACACGGCACAGACAGAGAACGAUUCAUCUUGAGAUGAAUCUCCACUUGUGAAGGUGCCGAUCCCCAGGUUGAAAACCACCAUCCUAGAAGGUCUGAAGAAAACGUAAUGGUGACAUUUAAUACAUUUAUCAAUCAAGUGUAGCAAUUUAUUUAAUAAAAAGAAGAAUCAGUGUGGAAGUGUUUUUAUUGUGUCAGUCACAGAGAUGCUGCCGUUUAAAAUGUCCCAUAUUUUGUUUCAACAGUGUGCUAUUAGUCGUUUUUAUUGCCAAACAGAUCAAUCAUUUAGUCCAAAGAAGCACAUUUCAGUUAAUCUGCACUAGACAGUUUUGAAGUGCAUGUUGUGCUUGAAUAUCAUACAUGUGAAGUAAAAAAACAAACAAAAAUUUGCAUAAUUAAUCACAUUAACAUCGAUGAACUUCUUUCUUGCAUGUCCUGCCAAAGGUUACGGUGGUUAGUGACUGUUGCUAUGCAUGCAUGUCUGGUGAUUGGUGAAGGCGCAGAUGUAUUAAAGCUGCUCGCCAAACAGUUGAUCACUGCAGCGGCCGGCUCUCAGGGAGCAGAACACAGAAGAGAACAGAGCGGCAUCCAGAUGGUCUACGGACUUGGACUACCCAGAGUGCUUUGAGAGAUUGGAUUGAUUUGCCCUCCGUGAUAUCAGUGAACACAGCCCAGCACACAGGGAGGGCAACGGCAAGGGGUGACAUAAAUACAGACACAAAAACAAGAUACAAAAUGUACACUCCCAGUCUUGAGGUGUUGGUUAGAAAUAUAAGUCAACCCCUGCAGAGAUUCAGUAAUUAGAGCACAAUUCCUCUUUCUCCUCCUCCUGACCCCUGAGCUUGUGUGUGUGUGUGUGUGUAUGUAAGUGUGUGAGUUUCUGAGAAAUAGAGACAGAGAAUUCCUAUCUCCACAGGACGGGAGAUCAAACAGACUGUGUGAAAUAUAGAGCAGCAAUAAUUAGCAGCUGUUACAGCAUCAGACCUCUCUAUCUCUACCUCUCCCGCUCUGCAAUACACACACCCACACAUACACUCUAAUGCUCUGCUCUUAUCCCAGAGUUUAAUUUAGAGAUACUCAAAUGUGCUGUAACUUCUCAGUCCUCAUAUACUGAUAAUCAGAGAGAUGAUACAAAAUCAACCCACAGUUUUUCCUCCAUCUUUUCUACAGUUCAGAACAGUCACGUACAUAAACGAAAAGCUUAAAAGAAAAUACAAAACUUGAACAAAAAACACAAAGAAUGUUAUUUGGGAUAGAAAAGCAAAUUCAUACACAAAUAUGAGGUUCCUUCACUUUAUUAUGAGGCAAAAUUGUAAGUCGCACACACACACACACACACACACAGUUAUCCACACAGGGGUCAUGUGGAAAUUAGUAAUCACAAUACCACUGUACUUUCUGUCAGUGACUGAUUAAAUCAUUACCUAAGCCCUGAGAUUCUCCCCCUGGUGUGUUCAUGUUUUGCUGUUGUGUGUGCGUGCGGGUGUAUGCAAGUGUGUACUUGUGUGCACAUGCAGGAGUGUGAGUUGAUUUAUGAUCGAGAAGAAGCGGUUUCCUCAGUCAAUCGCUCCUGUGAAUUAAUGAGGUAUAAAAACUAAAGCUGGCACUCAGUCAAAUACACCAGCAGUCACAGAGAGCUCAGUGCUAGGGCAGGAUCACCUCUAUUCGCACCACAUUUGAUUGUUAGAUUGUGGGUAUAGAUUGCAUUGAGCAAAAAGAGCCCCUCACGGUUACUGAAGUGAUCCAUCGACCCAAAUUGUAAUGCUGUAUAAAUGAGACACUUCCCAUUCUCCUCUCUCCCUUUCUUUGCUUUUUUGUAGUCUCGCCUCCUACCCUUGUCUGUGAUUCAACCAGGUCAGUGGGGCUGCGUUCAGCUCCUCUGGCUGUUCUCUGACUGUGCGGAAGAAAAGGCACCAUUACACUUCGUCCUCCCAAUUCCCCCCAUUCAGAGUCUACAUCUUUCACGUGUUCAGCUGUACAGCACAGACUUCUACAGAACAAUGUGCUUUGCAGAAUUAUUACACAGAGAAAGCCCUUCUCAUACCUUUUCUCUCGCAGCGACAUUCAUUAAAAGUUUUCUUGAGUCGUGGCAGAGUGUGACAUACAGCACCAGGCAGUUCCACUCCAAUUUACAUCUUUUUACUGAAUUUUUCUGUGCCUCUUAGGAACAGAAGUUAUACUAACACCAGGGAUAAUAUUUUAACUGUUCUACUGAGCCACCAGAUGACAUCCAAAAGUUACACGUGAAAAUAAAGUUAAAAAGGUGCUCAAGAUUAGAAUACACUAAAACUGAAUAGAAAUUCUAGUUAGCAUCAGUUGAACAGUCAGUCAGUCAUAUCGUUUGAUCAUGUAGCAUUCUGCAUUUCUGAUGAUUUUGGGUUGAUGCAUCACACUUUGUUAACUUGUGUGAGCUUUUGAACUCCCAUAAAGGUACAGUUCAAAGAGUAAUCUGUCACCACUGAUGCGUCAAGAGACACUGCUGUUGCUGUAGAUGCAAUAAAUGGAAAACUAAGUGGCUUCAGGCUGUUUAGAACUUUUACAUCAAAAAUAUAUAUUACUGUGUAUUCUUCUGAACCAGAAAAGGCACCUUUAUCCUAUAAAACGCCAGUCUAUUUUUUGUAGUAUUCUAUUCACUUACUGUAUGCUUGGCUCUCUCAUUAAGGAGGGACUUGUUUGUGUAGGACUUGUAUUAUGUAGAAAUAACUAUGUGAAUUCCAUUCUACGAUGGAUUUAAGGCUUAGAGGAGGUAGUGGGCACGGUGAUACUCUUAAACUUGGCACAGUCGCCCAAGGACAUGACACUGUCAGCACAUUGCUUACACUCAUCUGCGCGUGCACACACACAUGCACACACACACAUACACACACACACACACACACACACACAGAGGUGUAAUAGGGUAUAAUUUAGGAGGCUGUAAUAGUGAGAUGUGAUGCUCUGUUGUAAGACAGCAUGGCUAAUUCCCCGGUUAUGUUAUCUCUGAGAGACAGAUGUUCCCACCAAAGAUUACUAUGCACGCACACACAAAACAAAAACAACACACACACACACACAAACUGUGUGCAUGCAGAGAUGAAUGAACACAUUCAACCCUCAGACAAUAGAAGCAGCAGGAUAGUCUAAAAUAGCCUUAUUGACCAAAACCACAGAUCAAUGAUGAUGGAGACUUUUCUGAGAAUUAAUUAUGAGAUGCAAUGAGUUCCUGCAGAAUACAAUGAAGAGAAAAACAAUACUUCUCACAGAAACUUUUCCUCAACAAACAUUUCAUUUAAAACAAUGACAUGAAUUAUAUAAUGGACACUGACCUCUUGCCAUAUUGAUUUGAGGAAAAACCAAUAACACCACUCUAAGACAAACCAUAUCACCUUUUAAUGAUCAUAAUAAGCCCCACAAAGCUGUGAGUAUUAACCCUUUGUGUUAAUCCAUCAGCUGCAGAGCUUUUCCCAGGUCAGACGUACUGCAUCCAUUACCCAGGAAAUCCAUCAUAUACAGGAAAUAGUUUCACUGCAGAAGAUAAAGGUCACUUGAUUCAUGGCUUCUCACAGUGGCAGGAAAACCCUUGGGUCAGAUAACCAUCACUCCUAUUAUGUCAUUAAUUUGCAGUUUGAAUGCAGGGCCACAGCACAAAGAAAGAGAUGUAGAUGAGUGACAUGCAGUUCCUAUCUAUCAAUCUUCAAGUCAGGUGAGUCCCUUUUGUCCUUGGUCUUCUUUGUAAUGCUUGUCUGAAUUUAUGUCACUUAGUAUCAUAGAAUAUCCAUAAACCCCUCCUGCAUUAAAACAUCCAAAUAGUGACUUUGAGAGGCUGAAAGAAUUUAUUGUACACCUUGAAGCAAAUUUGAGUGCUUGAGCGUGCCUUCAAGAGAACAAUUUACACAAAUGAACAUGUGAAUGUGUAUAAACAGUAGAACUGCCUCUCAAACUCCUUUCUCCUCUGAGCCCUGAUCUUCCUCCUCCUGUUUCCGUUUAACUGGUUUCAGCUUUAAGUCUCCAGAUUCUGAUAAUUUCUCCCUUAAUCCUUUCAGAGGAGCACCCCGCUUAACUCGCUAAUUAAGUCAACGAUACACACAUACACCAACACAGGAUAAACAGCACAUGCACACACAGCUUGUAGCAUUCCGCUAUCUGAUUCACGGACAAUUGGUGGUUGAUGUGUGUGUGUGUAUUUGUAUGGUUACUGAGUAUUUGUGUGGCUGUAUUUCAAUGAUUAAGUCCCAAUCAGGAUGUUGUUAUGACGACACAUGCAUUUUUAAGAUGUUAAUCCAGGAUUAUUCUCCCCUCCGCUCAUCUCAUUGCAGUCGAUUAUUAAAACACACAUACGGGCACACGCACGCACACACAAAUACUAAUUAUGGGUUCGUUUCCCUGGAGACUGAACACAUGCUGCUAGGGUCUCCAAAGAUAGCUUGACAUACAGGUAAAAAAAGACAAAUCUGCUUAAUGUAUGAAUGCACUUCAGGCAUUAACUAUGCAUACAGUGUAGUGCUUGCUUUUUUUAUUAUAUAUAUAUAUAAUUAUUAAUUCAUUGAUAUUUGAAACACAAAAGAUCAAACAUGUAGAUCUGUGGCAUGGCAAUAUAUUUACACACGUCUGAUUAUUUCUGUGCUUUGGCCUUUCAGAGAGCAAUUUUCAGCAUAGAGUGGGAAAGAGUGCAAGUAAACAGUGAGUGUCCUUUCCCGGUGAUUGAAUGUGUGUCCUUGUGUAGAAACUGCACUCCCCUCUCUCAGCAAGUGAAAAUAUUCCUGCAGUGCUGAGCCUGAUGUACAGGUGAGAGAAUAGCCAAGGAUUUUGAGAUCACAUGAGGCUUUGUGUCCACUAUGGCCCACUCACACUAGGUCAGCUGAGAAUAACCAGAAAGGGCUGACCGCUGAUGUUCACUCACCCCUGGAGUCAUUAAUCACACAGCACUGCAGAUGAGCCACAUGGACACAUGUGGUCUCUCGCGCGCACGAGUGUCCAUGUCCAUGUGCAUGUGCGCGUGCACACGCACAUGCGCACACACACACACGCCAAAUGCUAGAUGACAGCUUCGCUCCAGGUAGUCAGUCCUCGAGGCCUGUACUCCUGGUGCAUUAUCAUACACUGAACAUUGCAGACAUGAAUAUUUCUGAGCAAAGCCCAGUCCACAAAUAACAACACAUCAUAUCACAUUAGGCUAUCAAUAUCUGCAGCAUACACACACACUCCUGGGCUUUAUUUUACACUCCUUAAACACAAAUACGCACAAUCAGAUCAUGGUCUCUGAACCCCUUUAUUCCCAAGCAAGCCUCUCAGCUUGCACCUGGGUCUCUUUCAGGAGCAGGAUCUCAGAUAAUGUUCUCAUUUACCGGUUAUGAAAUUCUUCAAAGGGGCCGCGGAGCAGUGAAUGCCUGUGGUGUGUUGUGUUUAACAGGCAUGGUGCAUGGAGAAAUACACUGUGGUGGAUGUAUGUUAAAGUUUCUAAAAUGCUAUUAUGUUUAAGACAAAAAUCAAGAAGCAAAAGCAAGAGACACAUGGAUGGACUACAUGUGUGUUUGUAAGAUUUCAAGAUAUUAGGGGCUGUAAUGUCGCACCCCCCCACUCUCCCACAUUUCCUGUCUCUCUUCAGCUGUCCCUAUCAAAUAAAGGCAAAAAGCCCACAAAAAUAAUCUUAACAAAAUAUAUAUAUUGACACAAUGGGGGUAUUUAAAAUUUUCAGUCUGACAUCUUGAGCCUGAACCAGUAGUUUGUCAUGCUGUGAAUGUCUUACAUUUCAAGUUUUUUGCUGUUGGUUUACAAAUUUGUUUCCAAAUCUUAUAAUCUAGUUUGUCAACAGUAAGUAGCUGCAUGUGUUGCUGUCCACCACUGAGAUAUACAAAGUCUGCAUCUUCACCGUCACCACUCAACUGUAAAAUAUAUAAAAGAAAGUGAAAAGCAUCGUUACACUAACCCAUGCCAUUACACUACAUAACCCUGUCUGAGAAUUUUAAAAAGGUUGCAAAGUGAAAACUAGUAAAAAAAAAAGAAAAGAAAAAAAAGAAGUUAGAGUUGCCUGUUUCUUCUUUCUGAAAGGCUUUGUGCCAGCCACUUUGAACAUUCUAGCAGAGAGAGAAAUGCAUGCAGCAUAAGUUAAUGUCAGAUUCUCUCUAUUGUGUCUUGUCUUGUUGAAUCCAAUGAGUUUUUCAAAAAAAGAGGCAAAAAUCCAAAGCGGGAGAAUAAACUGAACAGCAUAAAAAUUCAAGAAUUGCACAUAAACUUGGAAUAUUAAAACCGUUACAUGUAAAGAUAGCAUUAACUGUUUGCUGGCAGACACAGUUUUCUAAAAAUACUUACACCCAAUGAGAUAUUUCCCUUUACUGCAGUUGUUGAAGAAAACACUGCUGCUGUUCUAUUGCGGAAGAGCUGAAGUAAUUAAUGUGCAGCCUUUGUACAGCUUUUUGUUAAUGCGUGUAAGCAUGUGCUGUGUAUGUUUGCUUGUGGAAACCAAUACGUGGGUGUGUAUAAGAGGUAAAAGCAUUCAGGUGUUUUGUUUUGGCUGCUGGUGAGAAGUAAAGCUCUAAAACUAAUUUCUUUCAUCAACAUCUGUCAAG
Messenger RNA from Siniperca chuatsi (mandarin fish), 10792 nucleotides. RefSeq names its product G patch domain-containing protein 8. The record is from RefSeq and is a predicted model, not a curated record. The coding region runs from base 347 to 4282 and encodes 1311 amino acids. Lineage: Eukaryota; Metazoa; Chordata; Actinopteri; Centrarchiformes; Sinipercidae. The transcript has 6 exons. Gene Ontology annotation, cellular component: nucleus.